Molecule: messenger RNA, 2127 nt
Organism: Hymenoscyphus albidus
Lineage: Eukaryota; Fungi; Ascomycota; Leotiomycetes; Helotiales; Helotiaceae
Source: the annotation of a GenBank genome assembly
AUGCAAAUCUUGCAUUUGAAUUCUCAAACGCAAAUCGUGCGAUCGAAUUUGGAGAUUUCGGAACGUGGAGGGCUGUUGUAUUUCAUAGGUUGAGUAGAUAGGUAGAAAAUGUAAGGUAUAUUUUUACAAGGUUAGCAGGAUUUGUCCUCCACACACCUGUACAAAUAUGAAAGAAUCAAGGCAGUCUGGAUUUUGUCCCAAGCGGCGUCUGUCUUAUACGCGCGUACGGAAAAUCCUGUCUGCACAAAUGGGGUAACCGUGAGCGAUGGGAUGUAGUGCUAAUUCAUUUCGACAGGUCUAUCUCAGGCUCGAUGAUAGCCGUCACUUGAAGGCCCUCGAAUGAGAUUACACUCAUUUUCCCCGCCAUCUCUACCUACACAUCCAAAAAAGAGGUGUCCCGAGCCUCACUACCAAACCCUUCUCUCCGAGAGAAACCCAAAAACACAACAAAGUUCUCACAACUUUCGACCAGUGCCCAUCUCACGUGUUGAGAAUUGCAGAUCUUCAUAUAUUCACAUGCAGGCUCGCGCUUAUAUCACCUCAGACGUGAGGUUCAAGUCCAUAUUGGCGGGAACUCCUAGCUAUGCAAUAUUAGUUUACCGCCAAUUUAUAGUAAGCAUUAUGGUAAGCCUCGGGGGCCACAAUAAUGAUAAUUACGAAACUGAAUCUUACGGAUGCACCAAUGCCAUACUGGAUGGAUGGCUCACACAACUGCCUAUCCCCCACCAUAAGGCAAUCAGGCAUGUCGUAGAGAAUACUAAAGAGCUUAGAAUCCCCUUAGAUCCCGUUAUCCUUGGGAGUAAAACUUUGUCAAACAUGUCUCCAUAUUUCGUGUCUCUGAUACUCUCUUCCUUAUUCUACCCUUCACAGGCUGCCUUACAAAAAUGCUGGUGGCCAGACGGAAAAACAGUCGACGGCGGUGCUGUCCCAUGCAACCAAACAGGCGACGCAGCAACAGGAAAAGCCUCAUCAGCAUGCUGCGAUCCCUUGGAUUCUUGUUCGAUGAGCGGAUUCUGUCUAGGGAGAUCAGGUUGGGCAUACAGGGGAAGCUGUACCGAUCAAACAUGGAAAUCUCCAAAUUGUGCAAACCAAUUCAAGCAAUGUAUUAAUGGUAAGACCAUUCAGCCAAAAAGAAGAAAAGAAUAUGCAUGUACUUAGAGAUUACAGAUGAUACAUCGGGCCCUUAUAAGACGUAUGCGAUCUUGCGAUCCUGUGCCCAGCCAGGAUAUGAGUCUUUCGAUUUCUGCUGUGGUGCCGGUGGUCCCAGUGAUAGAGAUUGGGGGAAAGAUUGUUGUCAGUCAUCUUUCAAACUUGGGGUCACCGGUGCAGCAUUCAAACCUGGGUUUGAUGCCUUAUUGCAAAACCUUACAGCUGCCGCAAACUCUGCGGUGACUUCAGCAGCCCCCAUUCCAACGUCUGCCCCUGAAGCUUGCCCAACCGCAGCAGCAGCAGACUCAGCAGCGAGUUCAAAAAACGAUGAUCUAGGAAUGAAAAUCGGCGUUGGUGUUGGCGUGCCGCUCGCCGUUUUGGCAGUUGGAACAUUAGUCUUCUUGUUCUGGCGUGAAACGAGGAGGAAUGCUCAUCAUUCUGAGUGGAGGAAUGAGUCCGGUACGAUAGCAUCAGCCAUGGCGUACAGGGAGGCAUAUGAGAACCAGCAAAUCAAAAACGCAGAGAAGAUCCAGAAGCAACAGUUCAUUUCUCAGCAGAGAGAGGCAAGGGUUGAAGCACCAGUACAGAAUCCGUCUUAUGAGUUACCUAAUUCUCAUAGGUAGCGUCAUAGGAGAGUAUGGAGUAAGGAAGAAUUUAUGAAAGACCUUUUGGAGUAUCUCUUACGCUCUCUGAACGCAUUUCCCUUAUGCUGCUCGGUGAGCAAGCCAAGCCACGUGGACGUCGAAACGCUGAACAAACCCCAUCAAGACCUUCUUUUUUAUGAUGUAAGCGAAGAGAAACUCUUAGAAAUUCUAGAAAUCGGGCAGGGAUAUAUCCUCCCGCGUCUCCUUGGCAAAAUAUUUCCAAAUCUAUAUACAUGUAAAAAGAGACACGAUUGAAUCAGGGGCUCGCUAAGCACAAAAAUAUACCUUGGCGGGAUUUGGAGCGGAGGAGAUGAUUGGAGCGAAGCUCAUAGUU